CUCACUCCCCACUUGCCCGUCAUACUGGUUGGCUCACAGCCCAAACUUCGGAAGUCGAUGGGACCACUCUGAACUAACGCAAAAUGAUCAAUACUCUACUUCUAAUUGCCUGCAUAUGCGUGGAUCUCGCAAUCUUAAUCUAUUUCUUCUACUGGAAUCGUUUCAUUGCUUGGGUAUUGGGUCUGGUAAUUCGGUUGGUUUACUGGAAUCAAGGAGCCUCGAGCCUAUGGCUUGAAAUAGGGUCGAUUCAAUUUUCGCUAUUGAGCGGAAGAAUUCUCCUUAAGGAUGUACGCUACCAUACAAGUAAUCAGACUAUCAAGAUAGUACAGGCGCAAAUACUAUGGCGUUAUUGGAUACGUGGACCCAUGGCGGAGGAUGAUAUUGGGGGGCUUGUGGGGGAAGAAGAAAUUUCUACCACUCGUCGCCCUCCAUGCAGAGUCAGGAUCUUUCUCAAUGGCCUGGAAUGGAUCUUGUAUAACAGAACCACGGCAUACGAUGAUAUACUGGCUCAAAUGGGUUUAAAUGCAACUGUCCCCGGUGAGCCUACGAAGGAACGAAAUGUCUUGCGCAAAUCCGCCACCAAUAUUUCUGUGGUCCCAUCAUCGUUUCUGGCUAGUUCACUGAAGUCUCAUGCUCCCAGGUUCAUCCUACGACUCGGUUCUUGGGUUCAGCAACAACUACCAACCCUUGAUCCCAAGGACCUACUCCCUUUAGCCAUCGAAGUAACGAAAGGUGCGAUCAUAUGCGGGAAUUCGUCAACCCCUAGCCUUCUAGUUGCCGAAUUCCAGCGAGUAAAAGGAACUUUUGGCAUCACGCCGUCCCGUUCUCAAUUUGAUCACUACAAGCAAAUGCUCACCUUGAGCUUCAAUCAUGCUGUCGUUCGCCUGAAGGAAAACAACAACUAUCACGAACCUAUGACUGCCACAGGCGAAGUGGUAAAUGAUUAUUUGAACAAUUCUACGCAACAGGGUUCGCACCAUGUCACAUAUAACGCGUUCAGCAAGCUCUGGAAUCGUCUAAAACUUUAUCGCAAAAUCAACACCUAUUUCAACCGCCAAACUGAAAGUCCUCCCAGAGCGAAGUCGAAAGCUAACCUUGAAGAUACCCCCGUUGGAGCGGAGUUCUGUUCCCUUGAAUAUGCUGUGGAGCGAAAGGUCCUCGAGACACCUACUUUGGAGCUGCUCUACUACGUAGAUGUGGCGGGGGAAGUCCCAUCUCAAGUAAAUGGCACAAUUACUUCGACAACACUUGAUAUUGGAAAUGGUGAUGCGGGACCUGAAUGGGGUAUCGAUCUUGUCGUGGUCGGAGGGACAAUAAGAUAUGGCCCUUGGACUGACAGGCAACGGGCUGAACUUCAACGAGCCUUUUUCCCGUCUACGUACCAAACUGCCGACCCCACCACUCGGUUGCAACCUGGGGACCAACGACUAUGGACAGCCUUCAAGGUAUUCAUCGAGUUUCGGCAAGAGGUCGUUCUGCAUGUCCCUUUUCGAGAAGCGUCAAAGAACUGGCAAUGGGAUGGGUUGACUGACUACCUAAAUCAUCCACGGACGAGAGAGCCGGGCCACCUCCACACCACAGCAGGCGAUCGCUCCACCAUUCGUUACCUCCUGCCGAUGGUGGCGGGUCCCAAUGGAUACGAGCCUAUACUUGAAGUUCAUCUCGAUACGAUGACCUUGACUUCAAGUCUCAACGAUAUUCGAUUAAUUACUUCGGAGACUUGCCGUAUUCACUGUGAAAUGCCCUCUCCGUUGAAGUGGAAUGCAGAACGUUCAUGGCUAAUAUCUGUGUCACUGAGAAGUCCCACAUUGUUCAUACUCCGGGAUCAUAUCAACAUGUUUACUGAUCUAGGAAAAGAUUGGGCGUCCGGUCCUCCGACGCAAUACCACCGUUUUGUUCCUAUGGUUUACCGUAUAGACCUUGAGUUCCACCAGUACGAGCUUAAUCUUUACGCAAACGAUCAGAAUAUAGUAGACCAACCUCUCACGAAGGAAGAGAAUGCUAUUUUGACUUUGUCCGGGAAUCGUCUCAAGACUCGUACCACCGUUCCCUCCAACGUGUUCCGCCCCGAUUAUAGCCAAGUGUCGUUCUCUGUCGAGGUUCCGGAUAUUUUUCUCCGCUUGUCUCUUCCGCGUUGGAACAUCAUGGCUCCUUACGCUCCUAAAGAUGGCAGUAGUCUGGCCAGAAUGGGCUCUUUGACCAUUGAUGGAUCGUAUCUAUAUUAUGCGGACGUGCAUGAAGAAAACAUUGAUCAACUCAAACUCGAAUUCGAAGUUCGCAAUUUGGUGUUCAAGGCCUUGGGAUGGUCUAUCCGUUAUCUCAUGAUCGUGCGAGAAAAUUAUUUCGGGUCGUUUACUCAUUUCUCGACGUUGUAUGAAUAUCUGGAGCGAAGGGAGAGAGGGCUUCCACCCGGUGAUCCAGUAAAUCAAAAAUACCGAUACGGAAAAGCGAACAUGCUGCAUACCGAUUUGAGUGUAGUGGUACAAAAUGGGAAGGUCCUCCUCCCCGCUGGACUUCCAGGACACGAAAUAUCCCGUACUCACGAUGGUGUGGAGUCAUUCUCUAGGCUCGGUCCAACCGUGGUCCUGGGUUUCCCGGAGCUCAAGGUUCACUUGAGAACGCAUGAUCACGGCAUGGAAAUGACACUCAACAUGGAUACUGUAUCCAGUACAUUGGAGCAUGAUCUCCUUGAAAGCAUUCCCCAUUACACGCCGCAACUCGGCAAUAAUAUCCUGAUCAUUGACGGAAUUGAUAUCACGGCAAAUCGAUUAUUCGGCCCGCUACCAAGCAACCUUACUUACGUCUGUAUCUGGGAAAUCCACGUUGGACACGUCAAAUCUUGUUUCACAGCUUCAGAGGGUUCGAUAAUAGCGGCAGCCGGAAAGACCUUUAGCAUCAAUUUCUCAGACGUGUUGAAUGCUCCAGCGUCUGAUUACAUGCCAUCUGCAUACCCAGACCUUACCUUCCUCAAAAUUUCACUGGAAGGUUGUAACAUUGUUUGGAAAGCUGCAGAUGCCACCUUGCACCUCGCCCUCACUUCAGGACUCAAAUUCAAUCAUAAUGACCUUGGUGGUCAGACGUACCGGAAAUUAAGUAGCAUUGUGUUGCCUCAUCUUUCCAUCAAGACGUUUUUGAAAGAAUCAAAUGACAAUGUUUGGCUUGAAGCAAGCAGCAUCGAUUCUGACCUGUAUCUCGACGUUUAUACUUGCCCUGUUGGUUGGCCGGCUGCUGCUGAAAUGCAAGCUGCGUUCGUUGAAGAGCAAGAUCGAGAAACCGGGAGAGCUGCAAGAAUGUUUGAUGUUUUACGGAAACGCGGUGGAAGCUCUAUAGGGCGCACCUCCCACAGAUCAGGACUCUAUCUUCCCCCUCCAACAUUAUCCAAUCACUCUCGAUACCGUUCACGUACUCGUCGUGGUACAAAACUGAGUCGUAUCGACGUAGACAUCUCUGGCAACGAGGGACAGUCAUCGGAUUCGGAACGCGGCCAAACUCUCUCCAAGGAAGGCCUUUCAACUUCUUCGCAGAGAGUACGACGUUCAGAGGUGGUGGAUGCAAACGACAAUAUAAGCUCCGGGGACGAGUCUGACGAUGAAGAUUUGACUGAUCGAUCAGAUAGUGAUUGGCUAGACCGAGACUUUGCGGGCUCAAAAUCUGGUACUUCCCCGUUAGAGGCACUUCGACUUAUUACUAGGCACUACAUUGCUGAACGCGGUUUGGAACCUAGUCUUUGGGAUGUUUCCGGGCCUUUCCGUUGUGUUAGAAACAGCAUACUACCCCCCUUUUCCUAUUUGCCUCCUUCUCAUAAUACCGGAGCGUUACGUAUACCAAGGACUAUUCACGGAAAGGAUUCGAGCACCCUCUAUAGAGUGGAGCAACGUCGUACCUUGGAAGUGAACAUUACGCCCCUAACUCUCUCGGUAUUUUGUGCGCUUGAGGAAGAUGUGGCUGACUCGGUUCUGACUCCAGAGCUCGUGCUCGAUAACGCCAUUGCUAGCUACAUCACUCGGGUUGUUGAUGAGCACAAGUCGGAAGCGUCGAAACGAACCGCUUUGGACAUACAUUUAGAGGCGGCCGUUGUUCGUGUUGUGCUGCACAUAGAUGACUCCAAUCCUAGCGACGAUGUACGAACCAAUGAAACCCUCUCAAACAGAUUCGCCAUUGUGGAAUCAUCCUCUCGCCGGGUCACGCUGUCGGGCAUUAUUUCACACAGCAAGUCGGAAGUUACGGUCAGCGUCGAUCUUACGAAAACCCACAUUUCAUCCUUCCUGUGCAUGGAUGGGCACACACCUUCUACUCCUACCCCUGCUUUAUCAAUUUCUUUCGGUGAAAUUGUCGUAACGACCUCCGAAUUUAGUAUUGGCGUAGGAUGUUCUACCAUCUUUCUGCAGUUGACUCACGCUGCUCCCGAGCUCUUGGUGCUGGCUGGACUCUCCUUGUCUGAUCUUGCUUCCAGAUUGAAGGAAGCCGAUAAGAGAAGAAAGGAAAGAGUUCAUUCUGCUAUUCAUUCUGCACUCUCCAAUAUCAUCAGUUAUUCAGAGAGAGACCUGUUCAUUGAUCGUCUCUCUGCUAUACAACCCUCCUUUCUCGUGCAGGUGGGACUACCACAUCGGCUACGCACAAACACCGUAUUUCGACUCCUGUAUCAUUUACGACAUUGCCUUUGGCAUCUUCGUGAAAAGAGUUCGUCCUUUCGAGUAGCUGGCCACGUCGAAGUACAGGGAUUGAGCGGUCGUAUAAUCCGAGACUCGCUAGAAUCUCGGCUCAAGAGUCUUGAUUCAGAUGCGUUCAAGGAAGCCGAUCUUGAGGUACUUGGCUCCCUAUUCCACUAUGAUGCAGAGCCAACCACGCCAUCGAUACAAACACCCUCGUAUUUUACCAAAUACCUCACUUUCAAAAUCAAGGAUAUGCGCGUUGUCGUCCAGGACCAAUCGAGUAAUGUACCCAGCGAGCUUUUGCUGGAUAACGUCACAUCAUACAUUCGUAUUCGAAUGCUAGACCUCUCGGAUGAUUUGCAGGGGAAUCACUUCACAACUAUCUCACAGACCUCGUUACGUCGCAGAGAAGCCCGAAUGCAAAGGGUAUCUGUUGCAUUCACUUUGGGAGUUAUGCGCCUGACAAUAUAUCCCCAUCUUCUCAACGUCAUGGAGGAAAUAUUACGCGUACAACACUCUCACCAGCGACCUGAUUUCAGACCGCACAAGUUCAAAGCUAUCAGAUUCAAACAGGAUUCAAAGCUUACUGAAACGAUCCAUUUCGACGUCACUUGCUUGUUCCGAGAUCUACUCGUACAAGCUGUUGCCGAAUCAUUGAUAUUUGAAUUUGGUGCUACCACGUUCCAUGUAUCAUCCGCUUUUCUGAUGCAGAGGGAACGCAUUCAAGCCAUGAAUCAUGCGAUCUUUCUAGGCAGUCUAUUCCUUCGUGCACGUUCACCAUCAUGCAGUUCGAAGCGGAGUGAACAUGAUGAGCUUGCAUCCUUGAUAACCUCAGACCUCAGAAUAAGUUCUGUGCUGCAAGAAUCUUUAUCCGGUGGGGACAGGCGGGUUGUAGCUGGCAUUGGUGCGUUUCGGUUCACCGUACCACGGAGUGCACUUCGACUUUAUCGUUUUAUUGAGGAAUGGAGGGAAGAUUUUUUGCCUGGCAUUGAAUCGACUAUGCAGGCACUGUUGGCAGAGCUUGAGCGGCCCCAAAAUAAACCAAAACCACCAGUUCGCCCCACAAGUAGUCAGUAUAAGAUAAAAGUCCAUCUCAAAGAGGCCGGAAUUUAUCUUCGUGUCAUGCACAAUACAUGGCUUUCAUGGGAGGUUUGCGACGCCGUCGGCCACGUGGAGUAUCUUCCCGGAUCACUAGCCGGAUCACCCAAUGAUAAGGCACUAACCUUCGGACUUGAUCUUUCCUCUCAAAUAUUUUGCAUUGCGUCCCGUUCUCCUGAAACCCGCGCAGAAACGGUUUUGAAGUUGAAGCUGCCUUCCCUUUCCUUUUCCGGUCACUAUGAAAAGGAUUGCAUCCACACUAUUGCUCUUAUGCAAUUUCUGGAGUUUAAGAUCAAACCUUCUCAUUGGGACACAUUACUUGGCGUCCAACAGAAAUUCGGGCAAGACUUUAACGAUCUCGUUGCUCUUGUCCAGAAAUCCCGAAUGAAUCACCCCUCUCGAAAUACUCUAAAAGCACAAAACAUCUCUCGACCUUACGCAAUCUUCAUCAAAAUGGAAGGUUUUCGUAUUGGCUUGGAAGGUGUGUCCGCGGUAUUGUACUUGGAAUGUCCCGCUAUAGGCGGGCGGUUCGAAAGCAGCUCAGAGAAAAACUGGUCAAUCGUGGUCUCGGACCUUGCCCUCUCACUCGCACCGAGGGCUGUCAUGGCCUUUCCUAGACAUCAACGUUCAGCAUUUGUGGUCAUAGAUUUCAGGUUCAUAGGUUCAAGCCGGAAACACACAGCAAGCGUACCCGGCAAGGAGUUAAAACUGUCUGUGACAAAAGUUCAUGCCGUCAUGCAGCCAAGUUCAAUAGGUGAAAUUGGAGACUUCAUUGAUCAGUUGCAGACGGAGAUGCUUGAGCGUCGUGAACAACGAUCUCUUGAGCUUGCUGCAUUCAAAAGUAAAGCUCAACAGAUCCUCAAAACAUUCGAGGUCACCCCGUCACCGCAGCUAGAACAAGAAAGUACACAACCGAAAUUACCUUUCUGGCUGAACCAAUAUGUUAUAGAAUUCUCCAUUCGCAGUGUUGGGGUUGCGUUUCCAUUAGCUCACGACCAUGAUAUGAGUUCGACUUCCUCUGGGGAACGGGCAGUCAAGGCCUUUCUAUUUUCGAUCAAGACUAUCAGUUUUGAGACUCACCGCGGCGAGACUGGUCAAGCAAAUAUGAAGAGUCUUUCUUUCCAAUUUAUUUCGACUUUCAAACAGUCCGACCCUCAAAGUUUUUCUGGUGAUAAUCACGAGACGCACAACCGGUUGUUAUAUCCAGAAAUGAACGCUCACGUUCAUUCCUCCGGAUAUCAUCUUUCUCGCCAGAUCUACAUACGUGCUAUCGUGAGCAGCUUUUCCCUUGACCUUGAUUCCACUAUACCCGGAUAUGUAUUUUCUCUAUUCGACGUCUAUCGGCAAGGAAAGGAUAGGGUUGCCAGGCUAUCUGCCAAUACUCCUCGACAAUCGUCUGCCACGAACACAGUGGCUGAAACCAAAGCAUCCGACCUUCCCACGUCCAAUUUCUUCGCGUCUUUCAGUUUUCAUAGUGGUAAAGUGUGCAUGUACAGUGCGGCUGCGAUCGCGAGCUCGAGCGGAAAGCCGUUUUCUGUCAGAUGGGAAGAUGCGCAAAUUAUGGAUCUCGGUGUCGAGGUAUUCAAUCUUCCUCAGGUAUCGGUUUGGGCAGAGUAUCGUGCUUCAAUGCCACAACGUCCAGGCCGUUCACAGCGCGAAGUGGAACCCUCCAUCCUUAUGUUCAAGGGUACGGUUCACUCGAGUCAAAACGUCCUGAGGCCCACUUUGUUGCCCUUCCUGACUGAAUUGAUGGAAUUGGUAGAAAACCGACUGCGGAUUGUUCAGUCACCCUCUGAGUCUCUCCCACUAACUGAGGGCGGGAAGAAUGUCGAGAAUGCAGAGGAUUCAUCCUUUCCUCAGACCCCGUCCUUGGUACAAGUCAGCUUCAGUCUCCGAAUCGACCAGUCGAAAUUAGAACUUAGCUGUCAUCCGGAUGUCAACGUCCUCGCGGGUCUGACCUGGGAGAGUGGAGGGUUCGUUGUAAAUGUUUCCCCCGGCGCCCGACGAGUUACCUUCACCGGGAGUGUGGGAGGUUUAUCGGUGGGACUCAAGCAUGGAUUUCUGAGCGAAGAUUGCGUCAGACUAGAUGCUAGAAACUUGGGUUUCUCUGUCGCAUUCUCGAAGACCAAUGUUGAGGACGGCUAUGUUGUGAGCUCAGUGUCGUUCGUUUUGGACACAGAGUUUCAUGGAGGGGUACGGUUCUCUCGUUUACAAGACAUGCUUUGCUUCAAAGCUGUCUGGUUGGAUCGGAUUCCGGUUUUUAAUGGACAUCAAGAACGCUUAGAGGAUUCGAAUCUCGCCACUCCCUCAGAAAAUGCGGAAUCGUCGGAGUUGACCUCGAAGCAAGUCUUCACAACUGUCCUUCUCAUUAGGAUUCGGCAAAUCAACUUGGAUAUCGACCUGGGCCAGUCUAUCACCAACAUGAAUUUACAUCUCAACGAUGCGGUGCUGCGGACGAAAUUGACGGAAUCGAGCAAUGAACUCUUUCUCUCAGUCACCGAUGUGAAGGUUUCGGGUAAAGGAAAUAUGGCAGGGCGAGCAGAUGUUUCUGAUUUCAUUUUUCAAACUAUCCGUCGAACCAACCACAGCUUGUUUUCGGAGGAGGAACACAAUCGUAUGCUGGAGCUGCGAAUGACAAGCGGUCCUUUGGUGAUCGUCGUUGAAUCAGAAUAUCAACGCUUACUACACUAUCGUGCCGAACCCCUUCAUAUAGAGAUCCUUGAUGAUUGGUCAAUGACAAUGCCUCAGUUACAAGAAGCCAAUCACCCGCUGCAUCUUUCCGUCACUGUUACCAGCCCCGAAGUCUUUGCCGCGGCCACUGUCAAUGCAAUUCCGAAACUCAUGACUUACGUGAACAGGUUCAAGGCGAAUCUUGAAGCUCAAAGAGCAGGCGCCAGCAGGGAGUCAAAAACGUUCAGGAUCUCCCAAUCCCCCAAACCUGACAAUCCAUUGUCAGCAGUUGCUGAAGCUAUGAUACAUUCUGCCCGAACUCGUCUAAAGGAAGCGGACGAUAACCUAUCUUAUGUCAUCCAACAAGACAUGAACCUGCGGCUUGACCUUCUUCAAUUAAUUGUUUUCCCUCGUCAUAUGAGGGAUUCAGAAGUCGCCCAGUUCGUAGGUCGCGAUGUAUCUGGACAUUUAAGCCGACUCGUUGAGUUGACAUCUAUCGCGACAAUGAGAGACAUACACUUGUCGUUCACAUCCAUGAAGAUUUCACGGGUCACUCAGUUGGGAAAUGCGACAGUGCAUUCUGGAGAUGACUUCUUCGACGGCAAGCAGUGGUUAUCAGUCCUCCUGAAAGAUUCGGUGUCAGCAGAUAUCAUUGGGCUACCAUCCAUAAAAAUGCAUAUGAAAAGCGAGGAAACGCAGCAAGAUGGGAGGAGGCAGCUCAAAUACGACUUCGAUAGUCAAUUUAUUCGAGGGCAGGGCGUCCAACAAGACGAGAACAUUUAUAUCACUCUCAACGUUAGCCUUUAUUCUUGGUUGACGGUCCUUCGUAAGACGCUUACGAGGGAGAUGGAACAAGUCAAAACAACAGCCGAUUGGAGGGUUCUUCCAUCCGUCAUCCCAAUACGACUAGACCCAACCAACAUUUUAAACCCUCCCAAGGCUUCGACGUUACCUCCACCCAAUGUUUCGGAUGUGCCUACUGCCUCGACGUCUCCAAAACCGGAACAAAACGAGCCAUCCUCAGGAGGCGACAUACUUCUGUAUCUGCCUGGUUCUCGAAACAUUGAGCGUCUGACUAUGCGACAGUUGGGCGAUGCUACUCCCGACGUUAUGCACCCAUUCUUCAUGAAGAAGGCAGGCUUCAGCUUGGAGGACUCUCUACCGCAAUAUGUCCAUGAAUACGCGACAACACCUCUACAGGAGAUACUGGAGGUUUUAUUGAAGUUAUAUAGCAAACAGUUGCUUUUACCCAAUGAGGCACACUUGUAAUCUAUCCUUCGUGCGCAAGUAUGUGUGACAUAUGAUUUGCAAAAACUACCGUCCAGUAAACACACUAAGGAGGGCGAAACAACCAUAGAGUAACCCAAUAGGAUAUGCGACCAGUAAACGUUGAUCAGACAUUCGAAGAACUGCAACGAAGAUACCCGACGCGGAAUAUGUACACCAUAUAAUAGAGAGUAGAGAAAGAAUGUAACCAAACAUGCCACUUGAUGAUGAUUCAGUCUGCUGGAAUGUCUUGAGAGCGUGCCACUCACUCUAAUGUAACCAUGAUGCUCAGUGCGCCUACCCCCACCAAUGGAAGUAAACAAUACCCCAAAACCGACGCGACCCGAUAAGCAUCAAUGCGUUUUUCGGACAUUAAGUUGAGAAGGAUAUAGAUAGAGAUGGACCCGAAGAGUCCAACACCGUAUAUGUAGCCGAAAUUUGGUUUGCCAGACUUUGAACAACCGUUAGGCGAAGAGUUAUUAUGCCUUUGAUAAAUUGUGACGCACAAAGAGUAGAGAUGUCGCGAAACAGAAGAUGAAAAGGAUAGGUCCAGCUAAAUCUGCGUCAUCCAUUAUACGCUCGUCGACACGACUGAGUGGAUUGAGGACGGUCCUUGACUUCAUACGAAUAUGAGGAAAGUUGAUUCCAAGCUCUGUGAAGAAUAUGGCCUUGAUAUAUUUCUAUUUCUAUUUAAAGUCACUUCCUGGCGUACCUUCCAGUAAAGGCGGCUCUCCUUCUAAUCCUCCAGUACCAAAUGCCGUCCACCAGCCCCCCUGAGGUUGUAUGUUUCCUCCGAAUGCACCCCCCGCUGCAAUGUUUCCCUGAGCUUCGUCUAAACUGGGUCGUGAACCGGGGUAGAAGCCCGCGUCGACUACUGGAGCAACUGGAGAGUAGAAUUGAAGGGGUGCUCCUUGGGAUUGGGUAUAAAAGCCAUUUUGAGAAGAGGAUGAGUUGUAUGAGGUGUCUUGCCACAUAAGUCGAGGGAAGGAAUGCAAAUUGCUGACUAAGCUGUGCAACUCCUUCCACGCCAUGAACGUUACUGAAAGGACCAGGCCACUUCAACGCCUCGCGUUACAUUCUUCGACUACCUGUGCAAGCCAAGCGAAAGCAUACGGUCAAUGUAUAUUGGCAGUGUAUACCGACGUUAGAAAGGAUAUAUGCAAGGAGGAGUUUGCGAAAUUCGGGCAAUGUCUCCGCGAAGCAAUGAAAAGAAAGUGGUGAAUGGUCAAUCCAGAUACCGAUAGAAUCCUCAAGUAAAACGUUUCCUGAUAAAAUAUAUUAGAUACAGAGGUAUUAGUCUAAUCAGCAUCGUCCAACGAUCCUGGAACGUUAUUGCUCUCUCUUCCACCAGCUGU
Molecule: messenger RNA, 11041 nt
Organism: Marasmius oreades (fairy-ring Marasmius)
Lineage: Eukaryota; Fungi; Basidiomycota; Agaricomycetes; Agaricales; Marasmiaceae
Exons: 24
Coding region: 84-9689 (3201 amino acids)
Biological process (GO): fermentation
Cellular component (GO): membrane
Source: RefSeq, a predicted model, not a curated record